This is a messenger RNA of Eriocheir sinensis (Chinese mitten crab), 2187 nucleotides long. Its product is annotated as aminoacylase-1-like. The record is from RefSeq and is a predicted model, not a curated record. Gene Ontology annotation, molecular function: aminoacylase activity. Gene Ontology annotation, biological process: amino acid metabolic process. NCBI's taxonomy places the organism in Eukaryota, Metazoa, Arthropoda, Malacostraca, Decapoda, Varunidae. The coding region runs from base 208 to 1563 and encodes 451 amino acids. The transcript is spliced from 14 exons. Gene Ontology annotation, cellular component: cytoplasm.
GUCGCCGGCAGGAGAAAGGAGUCUGCGGUGUCGAGUGCAUCAGGGUGGUUGUGACGGCGGUGCUGUUUUGGACGUCACGGAGCCACGGAGGAGGAGGAAGAGGGGGAGGAUCAGCAGCCUGUGGAGUUCAUGAAGUGUCCGUAUCAAGAGAACUCACGACAACUCUGCAUCUGACGGCGGCUCGUAAAGGGAAAAGUACGACUAGCCAUGACUGAGGACGAGCACCCUGCAGUCACCAACUUCAGAGAGUACAUCAGGAUCAGAACAGUCCAACCAAACCCAGAUUAUGGAGCAGUAAGCUCCGCAGGCCUGGGUUCGAAUCCCAGCUCAGGCAGUCGAUCGGUGUGCAGCUCACCCAACUGUUCAUCCUCCCCUUCAUGCUGGUUGAUAAAUGAGUACCUGGGGAAACCUGGGGAAGCAACUUGUACUGAGUUCCUGGAGCGUCAGGGCAGGGAGCUGGGGGCCAAGGUGCAGGUGUUGGAGUGUGUGCCGGGGAGGCCCAUUGUCAUCAUGACUUUGGAGGGCCAGGACCCCGCGCUGCCUUCACUCCUCCUCAACUCUCACACAGAUGUUGUGCCGGUCUUCCCAGAGCACUGGAAACAUGAGCCAUUCAGUGCCCACAAGGACGAGGAAGGGAACAUCUAUGGCCGGGGCACUCAGGACAUGAAGAGUGUGGCCAUGCAGUACUUGGAGGCACUGAAGCAGCUCAAGAAGGAUGGACAAACAUUCCUCAGGACCAUCCAUUUAACUUUUGUGCCAGAUGAGGAAACUGAUGGCAAAGGUACUCAAGCGCUUCUAAAGAUGGAUUACUUCAAGAAGAUGAACGUUGGCUUUGCUCUGGACGAAGGGUACGCCAGCACCUCGGAGAACUUCUUGGUGUUUUACGGUGAAAGGCACUCCUGGUAUGUGUAUGUGAGGUGCAGCGGACAGCCAGGUCACGGGUCACAGUUCCUGCCCAACACCGCGGGGGAGAAGCUCCUCAGGGUGAUCAACUCCUUCCUCUCCUUCCGGGACAAGGAGGAGCGUAGAAUGAAGGACAACCCAGACCUCCCCCUCGGGCAUGUCACCACCCUCAACCUUACCAUGCUGGAGGGAGGUGUCCAGUUCAAUGUGGUGCCUGCGCAGCUGUCCGUGGGAUUUGAUAUUCGCAUUCCGCCAACGGUGGAUGUGGUUGAAUUUGAAAACAUGUUACGGGGUUGGUGCCGAGAUGCAGGAGAGGGCGUGGUCUUGGAGAUUGUAGAUUCGGCCACAGCCACAAACAUGACGUGUGUGGAGGACGGGCAGAGUCCCUGGUGGGAUGCCUUCUCUCAAGCCUGCAAGAAGGAAAAAAUAACCAUCCAUAAGGAAAUUUUUCCAGCCUGUACCGACAGCAGAUUCCUGAGAGAGCUUGGCAUCCCGGCUCUUGGAUUUUCCCCAAUGAACAACACACCGCGUCUCCUGCACGACCACAAUGAAUUCAUCAGUGAGAAGGUCUUCCUGCGGGGCAUCCAGAUUUAUGUAUCCAUCAUCUCUGCUCUUGCCAAUGUCAAGGCUGAGCAGCAUGCGGUCCUGGUGGGCGUUUGAGGGCGACGACAACACCUCUCCACUUGCUGCCCCAGAUGAAGAUGACACUUCCACGUCACACCUUUCGUCUUCACAGGCAGAAUCUAUACCAAGCAUACUGCUAGAUCUCCUGCAGUUCACAUCAAGGAGUGAGAGUAAUCAGGCAGAAGAAAGUCUAUGGAGUUCAUCUCUCAUGAGUUGUCAUGUUGAUUCAAGAUGGUAUUAUUUUGCUUAAUUCUUUACAAUGCAUGCACACUUUGAGUCCUGUUCAGGAGACAAACUUCUAAGAUUUGAAUAGUUUUCAAGUUAAUAAAAUUGUCUUGGAUAGAUAUCAGGGAGAAUAUGAAUAAACUGUUCACAUUAAGAUUUCCAGCUGAAUUUGUCACGGAGUGUUAAAGAUCUUGUCUUUUCUACUGCACUUUAUGUCCCACUGCAGGGAGUCACUACCACUAGUGCCUUAGUAUUUGAGCACAAUAUUAUAUUAUCAGAGAUUUUUGGAACCAACAGUAUCAUGCUAAAAUAACAGCCGAUGCUUUUCAAACCAACCCUUUAUUGUUACUAUGCCAAUACCUUGAAGAGUCUCCAGAGAACUACCAUUCUGUUUAUGGGAUUUAUAAAAUUAAAAAAAAAAAAAAAAAAAAAAAA